GCUCAUUGGCUCUGCGGCCCCUGCUCAAGGCGCUUUACAGCCGUGUGGCUGGAGCCGCCCAUGUGGGGACCGCGGUUUGGUCGUGAGUGCAGGGAAUCAGAGUAGACGGUGUUGACUGAACCUGGAAUCAUGGACGUUGGCGAACUUCUGAGCUACCAGCCCAACAGGGGCACAAAACGUCCCCGGGAUGAUGAAGAGGAAGAGCUGAAGAUGCGUCGGAGACAAGCUGGUACUCGAGAGCGUGGCCGCUUUCGGGAGGAGGAAAUGACUGUGGUAGAAGAAGCAGAUGAUGACAAAAAACGGCUGCUUCAAAUCAUUGACAGAGAGGGUGAGGAGGAAGAGGAAGAGGAAGAACCAUUGGAUGAAAGCUCAGUGAAGAAGAUGAUCCUUACAUUUGAAAAAAGAUCAUAUAAAAACCAAGAGUUGCGGAUCAAGUUUCCAGACAAUCCAGAGAAGUUUAUGGAAUCUGAGCUGGACCUAAAUGACAUCAUUCAGGAGAUGCACGUGGUGGCCACCAUGCCAGACCUGUACCACCUUCUGGUAGAGCUGAAUGCUGUUCAGUCUCUCCUCGGGUUGCUUGGACAUGAUAAUACAGAUGUGUCCAUAGCUGUGGUUGAUUUGCUUCAGGAAUUAACAGACAUAGACACCCUCCAUGAGAGUGAAGAAGGAGCAGAAGUACUCAUUGACGCUCUGGUGGACGGGCAAGUGGUGGCACUGCUUGUGCAGAAUCUGGAGCGUCUGGAUGAGUCUGUGAAAGAAGAGGCAGAUGGCGUCCACAACACUCUGGCUAUUGUGGAGAACAUGGCUGAGUUCCGGCCUGAGAUGUGCACAGAGGCUGCCCAGCAGGGUCUUCUGCAGUGGCUGCUGAAGAGGCUGAAGGCAAAGAUGCCUUUUGAUGCCAACAAACUGUAUUGUAGUGAAGUGCUGGCCAUAUUGCUCCAGGACAAUGAUGAAAACAGGGAAUUGCUUGGGGAGCUGGAUGGAAUCGAUGUGCUUCUUCAGCAGUUAUCCGUGUUUAAAAGACACAAUCCUAGCACAGCCGAGGAGCAGGAGAUGAUGGAGAAUCUGUUUGAUUCACUCUGUUCCUGCCUAAUGCUCAGUUCCAAUCGUGAGCGCUUCCUGAAGGGUGAGGGUCUUCAACUGAUGAAUCUCAUGCUAAGAGAAAAGAAGAUCUCCCGGAGCAGUGCCCUGAAAGUGCUGGACCAUGCCAUGAUUGGACCCGAGGGCACAGACAAUUGCCAUAAGUUUGUUGAUAUUCUUGGCUUACGAACCAUCUUUCCCCUUUUUAUGAAAUCUCCCAGGAAGAUCAAGAAAGUGGGAACCACUGAGAAGGAGCAUGAAGAGCAUGUCUGUUCGAUCCUGGCUUCCCUCCUGCGGAACCUGAGAGGGCAGCAGCGGACCCGGCUUCUGAAUAAAUUCACUGAAAAUGACAGUGAGAAGGUUGACAGGCUGAUGGAAUUGCAUUUUAAAUAUCUGGAUGCAAUGCAGGUGGCCGACAAGAAGAUUGAAGGGGAAAAACACGACAUGGUCCGGCGUGGAGAAAUCAUAGACAAUGACAUUGAGGAUGAGUUCUACCUCCGGCGCUUGGAUGCAGGGCUUUUUGUUCUCCAGCACAUCUGCUACAUCAUGGCAGAGAUCUGCAAUGCCAACGUGCCCCAGAUUCGCCAGAGGGUUCACCAAAUCCUAAAUAUGCGUGGAAGCUCCAUCAAAAUUGUCAGGCACAUCAUCAAGGACUCCUCCAGACCCGAGCUGAGCCCAUCGGGAGAACGUCCACUGAACCAGACCAGCAACACGGGAAGUCGGGCCUCACAGCUACCUUUCCUGAGCCUGAGCCACCAUCCACCAGGUGCUGCAGUGAGUGAUGGGUGUUUAGCUAGACAACGAUCCUAUGUGCUAAGCUUGGUUUUUAUUCCCAUUUUACAGAUGAGGAAACAGAGGCUCAGAGAGGGAAAGGGCCCAAGGUCACACAGCCCAGAAGAGGCAGAGUCGGGAUCCAAACCCAGAGCCAGCUGCCUCUUGAGAGAUCAACGGGGCCUUCCCAGCCUCAUUGGGGUGGGUGUGGGGAGUGGGACGGAGCCCCUGCUUAGAGGCAGUGGGGCCUUGCAUACCACAUCUGGUUGAGGGGAAAGGAGCACGGGAGAAAAGAACAGUGAUCUUUAGAAACUACCUUUCUAGGGACCAGGGAAGCCGGAACAGCAAUUGAAUAUUGGACACUGAGACCAAGGUGGAACAGGGGCCCAAAGGACACACACUUGACCCGUGGCCAGAGGUGGCCUCCUUGAGGACACAGGCCUUCCAGCCUGCUCAGUGCUGGGGCUUCUGCUUCCUCCGGGCAUGAGUGGCCAGUGGGGCACAGGGUGGAGGAUUGUGAUGGAGUGGGGUGGCGCCCCGGAUGCAGGCCUCUUUCUCCCUAUUCAUGGGAUGUGUGGUCUCAGAAACCUCUGCCCUUCCCUGGGCCUCAGUUUCCCCACCUGUACAAUGAAGUAGGGCAAUAAGAUGACAUCCAGAGACCCUGACAGCUAUAGAUUAUCCUAGAGAGAGUGAGGACAGACAAAUCAAGAGCUAACAUUUAUUGCGCCUCUACUGUGUGCUGAAGAAGGGCUUUUCAUGCUUAUCUCACUUAAUUUUUAUGAAACCCAGUAAGAUAGGGAUCACUAUCUCCACUCUAGAGAUCGGGAAACUGAGGCUCAGAGAGGUUGAGUAGCUUUCUCAGGAUCACACAGCUGGGAUGGGGUGAGACCAACUUCAAGCCUGCCUCUGUCUGGCUUCAAACGAGGCCAGUGUUUGUUCUGCUGCACACAGCCCUGCACGUGGGUUGUGAGCGUAUGUCCCUUCGGAACUCCACCCUCAAGGGUGUUGAAACAGGUGGGGUUUGGGGGAAAGGGGUGGACGGGAGUAUGGAAAGAAAAGUGCGGUGAACGUGGGUAGAAGUUAGCGAGAAUAAGUCAGCGUGUGGCUCUGGGCAAGUUUCUUUACCCCCUCCAGUCUCCGUUUCUCCAUCGUGAAAUGGGGGUAAUCCUGGCCUCCCUCCCUGGGUGGUUUAAAUGCGAUGAUAUAUUUAAAGCCAUAGGCACAGUGCCUGUUGGUAAAAUGAAUGCUGAGAUUCUGUCUCAUCUGCUCUUGCAACAGCCCUACGGUUGGCGGGGGUGGGGGGAGGUACACAGACGAGGAACUGAGGCUCAGAGAGGUGAAGAGACCCUCCCAAGGUCACACAGGGUAGGAUUUGAAGCCAGUGGGUGACCUUUCACUACUGCACACACCGCACUAGCAAAGAGGAGAUAUUGGAUGGAUGAUCAAAAUUGGAUGGAUGGACAGAAAAAUGAAAACAUGCCCAUAGUCCUGGGAACUCUGCAGAGCCUCUGAAGCUGCCUUGUGGCUCUUAACCAGGUGUCUCCUGGGGGGGUAGGAGGGCUGCACCUCCAGGAUCAUGGGCUUCUGCUCAGCCUCCUGUGUCCCUCGCCUACUUCUGCUCCUGGAAGGCUGCCUUCCCCUGGGGGUGGGGAGGCUCUGAAAGCCACCCCCGCCGCAAGGUGCUGUGCUGCGUUCAGGAUCACAGCUGGAGGUGUUCCUGAAUUAGAGGGGAAUGUAUCCCCUCCCUGAGCUGCUGUGGCAUGAUUUACAGGCCUUGGCAAGUGGCAUGAAACUCUGGAGCAAGUUCCAGCUGUUUAAAUAUAAUUACCCGGCACCUCCAUCCGGAUUCUCCCAAUAGAUCAUUAAUAUGAGAGACCCAGGAUGCCCGAUGAUGUGUUCACUUCAGCAGGGACCCCUGGGGAAAACCCUCUCCCCCGACCCAGGCCCAGCAGCUUGGGUCAAGUUGGUCAAGACUUGUCCCUACCCCCAACCUUGCCUGAAAUUUCACCAUUAGAAUGUCAUUCCUUUGGUUUAACACUACAGCUCUGGCUUUAAAGGGCAUUUUCUUCAGGGCGGAGAACAAUGGCCCAGGUGUCUAACGAUCUAUGUUGGAAACCUUGUAUAUCUUGGUCAAGUCAUUAUCCCUCAUUUCCUUCUAUGGUAUUGAGCUGGAAGGGCUCUGCAGUGAUGAUCAAGCUAUACCCUCCCAUUUUCGAGAUGGGAAAAGUUGUAGUGCAGGGAGAGGAUGGCUACUGGGGGAGACUUAGAAUGCAGGGGAAGAGGGCCUGAUUAGGGCCUGGCGUGCCUGACUCCCAGGUCCACCUGAUGGGGGACAAAAUCCCAACAUCAUCAGGAGUGGGCCAGGCUGACCCUCUCCCCUCCAGUCAACAGAGAUUUUGGCCCCAAACCACACCCUUCUUGCGAUUAAGAGCUCAGGCCCUAGAGACAGGUCACCCGGUGGCCACAAGCUGUGUUAUCUUCAGCACACGUCUGAUCCCUCAAAGUCUCAGGCUGCUCAUCAUUACACAAGAAUGUCAGUGGUGGGACCUCACGGGGCCACUGUGGCUGCGAGGAGGACAGUGAACAUCGCACUCAGCUCAGUGCCCAGAGGGGCCAACGCAGGGAGUGUUAUUUCCUAUUUGGAGUCAGGAAGAGCCAAGCUGGACCCCGGAUCUGCACUUGCCAGCUAGAAGACCUUGGGUACCUCUCGGGACUCAGUUUCCUCAUCUGUAAAAUGGGCAUGAAAUAUCUACCUUUCAGUAUCGUGAGGAUUUAAUGAAAAAACAGGUAAGCGCUUGACGUAUGACCUGGCACAUUCUAGACCCUCAGCAAACGACGGCUGCCAGUCAUGGUAACACAGAAGUCAUAACCCUUCCCGGAGUGUGGUGUGUCCAGUUCCACACGGCCAGUAGCAGCUGAGGGCCCACUGUGUGCUUGGCCCUGCAGGAGCAAAGUGAUGAGCAAAACCAGCUCGGCCCCUCCCAGUCCCUGGGGGAGACCAGCACAAACAAGUUUCAAAAACCACAUUUGUGUGUUCAUUCAAUAGUUAGUUCUUGAACACCCACUCUGUGCCAGGAUCCAGGCUGGAGAACAAGACAGCCACUGCCCUUGUUCUCAUGGGGUUUCCAUUGUAGUGAGGGCAACAGAGAGUCAAGAAAUAAACAUGUAAUGUGGCAGAUAAUGGUCAGAGUUCAGAAAAACAGAAACGUAAGGGGCUUCAGAGGGGCAGGGACCGCAGUUUUAUAUUACAUGGUCAGGACAACAUUUGAUCAGAGGCUGGGGGUCUGAAAGGACCGUGUUCCGCGGAACACGAACAUCAAAUGCAAAGGUCCUGAGGCAGGAGUGUUCCAGGAAUAUUUGAGGAGCAGCAAGGAGGCCAGUGUGACUAGAGCAGGGGAGGCGAGGGGACAGCAAGGAAGAUAAGGGCAGAGAGGUGACGAGUGACAGGCCCAGAUCAUGGUGGGUCCUGUGAGGUGUGGUGAGCACCCGGUCUCGGCCUGAGUGACAAGAUGAGCACUGUGAAGAGAGUCACCAGCCUCGGGACCCCUCAGGUCUAGCUCUGGUGCAGAGCACAUGGCAGGCACUCCAGACACGCUUGAAAGGAAAGAAGGAAAGAAAACAAGCAAAGGCACUCAGGCGGUAGAGGGGGCUGGGGACACCUGGGCACAGACACGAAAACAUGCGGGCCUGGUCCCUGUCUUCAAACAUCUAAAAGGCACAGAGCCCUCUUCUCUGGCCCAGAGGGUCCACCGAGGGCCCACCUGUGGUUGUGACAUAAGUCCCAUGAUAUUAAUAAAGGCACCAGUGGUAACUGACACAGACACAGCAGAGAACAAAGUGCGUCCCAUGUGCGUUUCCCUCUGGUCCUAAAACAACCCAUGAAAUGGGCUCUUUUAUUCCCAUUUUACAGGUGAGGAAAUUGAGAUUCAGGAGGUUUGAGUGACUUGUCCAAAGCCACAUGUAAGUGAAUGGCCCAGCAGGAGCUUGAGCCCAGGCCUGGGGCUGCCUUUUCAAACAGAUCAUGCCCUUCAGAGGUGGAAGAAGCCUCCUCUGGAGCUCCUUGUGAUGGAGGAGGUUGCAGAAGAAGCGACCUCAGAACCUACCAGGUGCAGCUGGCUGGGGCAGGCUGUUUGGCCUUGAGGAUAUAGUGGGGAAUAAAGAUCACACUGUUUUUUCCUUAUAAGAGCUCACAGUCGAGGAGGGGAGACAGACACUAAACAGCUAGUUGUACAACUAAUUAGUGAAUUAAAAUCGUGAUACGGGUUCUGUCGUUGCUGCCACCCUGGCGCUGGUGCCCUGCUCCCUCUCCAAAGCUCAGGACGAGGCUGGCCAAACCCCUUCCACAGGCUCCCUUUGCUCGGCAGCCAGAAAUCUCAAAAAGAUGUUUGAGGGGGAAAUGAGAGGGAAAUAACGCCUGAGGAUUCAGGCUCAUGUAAGGCCACCUCGCUGAGCCUCAGCAGAAGUCUCGGGCAGCGGACCUUGGUCCCAGCCACUGUAUGACUUCAGCCCAGUCACUUCACCUCUCUGAGCCUCAGUUGUCCCAGCUAUAAGAUAGGGUGAACACCACCUGCAUUCCAGAUUCGUCGUGGGGAUUUAGUGACAUCAGUCCCAGUGCCUGGCAUAUAGUAUGUGCUCACUAGGUUCCUGUUCCCUCCCUCUGUGUGGGGUCUGUGGAGACACCCCAGCCUCCCCCUGGAGUGGUUCAGCUCUUUGUUGUCUGCUAGGGUAGUCAAGAACCACAUGUGGCUACCGAACACCGGACAUGCGGCCAGUCCGAAUUGAGAUGUGCCAUCAGUGUGAGAUACGCACCAGAUUCUGAUGACUUAUACGUAAAAGGAAUGUAAAAUAGCUCAUGAAUAAUGUUUUAUAUUGAUCAUGUGUUGAAAUGACAACAUUUGGGGGUUACAUCAAAUAUAUUAUUAAAUUAACUUCACCUAUUUCUUUUUACUUUUCUUUAUUGUGGCUACUAGAAGCUUUUUUUUUUUCUCCUUCGCUGUACGCGGGCCUCUCACUGCUGUGGCCUCUCCCGUUGCGGAGCACAGGCUCCGGACGCGCAGGCUCAGCGGCCAUAGCUCACGGGCCCAGCCGCUCCGUGGCAU
Messenger RNA from Globicephala melas (long-finned pilot whale), 6950 nucleotides. RefSeq names its product catenin beta like 1 (gene CTNNBL1). NCBI's taxonomy places the organism in Eukaryota, Metazoa, Chordata, Mammalia, Artiodactyla, Delphinidae. Gene Ontology annotation, cellular component: spliceosomal complex. The record is from RefSeq and is a predicted model, not a curated record.